UCCAUUUUUUCACCUCCUUGCACUUCCGUGGACCACUCUGAAAGACUUGAUUAUUUUGCUGGGGGUUGAGGGUCUUUCCUAAUAUCUUUCAAUGGAAAUUUGUUGGUGGUUUUGAGUGUUUUGGAGCCAACAAUUUUUUUUUCUUUCAUUUCAAGGAAAAUCAAUUUUUGCACCCCUCAAACAUCAACAAGUAAUGGUUCCAGAGGGGUAAGAAUCUUCAUGAAUGCAGAGGGGUAGUGUCUGAACAUUUUCCGAACUCGAUAAUUGAUUUUUACCCCGGUUUUUGAAUCAUGUGUGCACUGGGCCCCAGGGGAUCAUGAUACGCCCCUGUUCUGCUGCCAAGUCGGCUGCUAACUUCAGCGUCAUCAGGUACUCCAGCUAGUUUUGGUGAUCCACUCGUUCGGAAUCUCGUCCCAGCAAGAACGCUUGUUGAUACUAAAGCCGAUCUGUCGACUCGCAAACAUGAAGAGAAAGAUUCAUUCGAAAGGAAAACGAGGAUCGAAUGCACUCGUCCAAGAUGUCUCCCAACUUGGUAAAAUUCUUGCUGAAUUUUACCCACGGGUUCCUUUUGAACAAUUGGUGGAGUUGCCAGAAGUGAAAGCUUAUAGACUCGGGGAGAGUCGUGAAAGGACAAUUUGGCUAAUGGUCUAUGAGAGAUUAUUCACCUAUACUACCCCAAAACUAAUUGAAGACUACACUAGGAGCUGUCACGAUACUUUUUUCCGCAAACUACAUACAGUGAGACCCGCAUACGAAGAGGCACAAAUAUUUCAGGAUCAUGAUCAGGCCCAUAAUGAUGCUGAGAACAACGACCCGAAUAUCCCGAACGACGACGAAAACGAUGAACAUAUCAAUGUUGACAACAAUGAAGAUAAUGUCGACAAUGAUGAAGAGAAUAUUGUUAACGAUGAAGAUGUCAAUAUUCAUAAUAACCUUCAGAUAGGAAAUGAGCAGAAUGACAACGCCAAUGGCGAUGCUGAUGUCAACGAUCAAAAUAUCGAGAUCAAUAAGGGAAACACCGAGGAUGUUAUUGUUGCAAGCAAAACUCCUGAACCAUCCCAGGAAUCUAAGAUUUUGGAAGUACCAACAGACGGUCCACCAUUUUCAGACUCUCAACGUCCAUUGAUAUUUGAGCAGAUUCGAUCCGAUGCUCUCCAGCCGGGAACUAAUGAUAAGAACGACUUUCCCAUAUAUAUAGAUACUGGCGAUUGCCAAAUACCCUCAACUUCCACAAAACUCGACGAAUUUCAGGAGCCCAAGGUUGGUGAAAUAACUAAGCUGAAUUGCCCUAUCAUUGUUGGAGCUCAGACCGGAGAUGAGAGCGACUGCCUUAAAGAUAGGGUUGAUAAAAACCCUCCAGCAACAUCACUGCCCAAUAUUGCAAAUAAACCAGAAGAGUUUAAUCAGCAACAGCCAACUGAAGCACCGACAGAGCAUCUUCCAGUGAACAACAAUCCUUCUAAUCGCAACUAUGAUGUGUUCACAAAUGAUGCUGGAGUACGUUUUUGUCAUCCUCAUCUUUCGUAUCCUACUGAAUUUCCUUGUAACACAAAAAACAUAGCUAAUAUUACCUUAACUGGCUCACACCUCGAAUCCUUGAUGCCUCACAAGCCUAUCGUUCCACAGAUAGUAGAUACUUUUUAUUCUGCACUCGAAGUAGUGGCUAGAAGAAACGAUCUCCAGGUACGCAGUUUUCCGUCAGAAAUCACCAAAUGUUUGGAGAACAAUAUUCAGACAGAAGAAUUCAUCAAUUGGCAUCAGGGUAUGACAGUCAACGAUUGUGACGGUUGGCUAUUGCCUUUUCGACAUAAUAAUGGGCGAUGGACCUUACUCGUCCUGUUUUUCAAGCAAUCCUUGAUAGUCUAUUUCAAUUCUAAUGAUGGAUCCCUUCCGGCAAACUUAAUCGUCAAUGUUUGCAAUUAUUUCCGCAGUUUUCGAGAGGCAAGAAAGGCAUUUGAGAUGUGGACGAAAUGGCGAUUGCACACCUCCUGCGUUUCCGAAGAUCAAAUAGCAGAGAUUGGUGUCGAUGAGCACGACUCGGGUGUGGAAAUGUGCUUAUGGGGGUAUAAAAUAGUACGCCACUCAAAUACGAAGAUUGAUAGAAAAGUAUUAGCCAUAACCAGGAAAGGGAUAGCUCGAUUCCUACUUGAAUUACCUGAAUGUUUUUGUGAUGUGACUCAACUCCGUAACCCGAAACGUUGUAAGACAUUGUGUUCAUUAGGUGCUGCGGCAAACAAACACGUAAUGAACAUGAUGAUACAGAGACAAAACUUUCCCCCACUGAAUUGCGAGUCGAUGGACGAAUUUUGUAGUGUGAUAUCACCGGUGGUAACAAUGCAAAGAGAACCAUGAAACAAAGGCAAAAGACAAUCACUACUUUUGUAUUUAUGUCAAGAGUCAAUCGUUAUAAUGCAUAAAACUGAUUUAAUGAGAGAUAGGGUACUAGUCAUCACUGGUCAAUGUGAUAACGAAAAGAUUUGUUAAAAACAAUAAAUCUAAGUAGAAAGUUUAUCCAUUUUGAAUAGUUGAGUACAGAAUUAUAAUGGAAUAAUAGAUAUGUGAUAAAUGGAUAUUUUCUAGAAAUAUUUCAUAGACUUAGCAUAUUUGAAUCUGUUUGUUUCGUUACUGAAGAGUGAAGCGGGGAAAAAGUGUAAUGAAGUGGGUGUGAUAGAAAAAUAGGGUUGCAAUGCGUUACUAUCCCCUCGAAGUUUAUAGACUUUGUUUAUACAUUCAGAUAUUUUGAAGCAUAACAGUAAUAUGAGUUUCUAUAUUUGAGUAAAAGUUACGAAGACAGGAGAGGUGAUCAGUCGAGCUGGUCUUCGAGAUUGACGCUUCAUUGUACUCAAAGUUAUAGACAUUGAACCUACUGUAGUUUAGUUGAUUUAUGUACGAAGAGUAUUGAACUUGCAUAAAGUCAAAUACUCAAUAAAUCGAAUGAAUAAAAAUAUGUGUAUUGUCA
Molecule: messenger RNA, 2959 nt
Organism: Diachasma alloeum
Lineage: Eukaryota; Metazoa; Arthropoda; Insecta; Hymenoptera; Braconidae
Exons: 2
Coding region: 463-2352 (629 amino acids)
Source: RefSeq, a predicted model, not a curated record